Molecule: messenger RNA, 1611 nt
Organism: Peromyscus californicus insignis
Lineage: Eukaryota; Metazoa; Chordata; Mammalia; Rodentia; Cricetidae
Gene: Mllt11
Product: MLLT11 transcription factor 7 cofactor
Exons: 2
Coding region: 296-565 (89 amino acids)
Biological process (GO): apoptotic signaling pathway; positive regulation of mitochondrial depolarization; positive regulation of release of cytochrome c from mitochondria
Cellular component (GO): cytosol; nucleoplasm
Source: RefSeq, a predicted model, not a curated record
AGGCGCUAGCCCGGGUGGCGUGUUCCGGAACCUAUCAUUCGAAUUAGCCGAGUCAGGCAGAGAGGGGGCGGGGAGCGCUUCCGCCCUUGCUAGGAGGGGCUGCAUUGCAGGGGAGACCCGGCGGCCGACUCUGUCACAGACGAGGGAGAAGGCGUGAGCAGACAAAGCCGUCUCGUCCCCCCAACGGGCUUCCUUCGGCAGCCGCCUCCUCUCAGGCCCAGAACCGACCCCCGAGCCCCUGAGGCAGCCCCUCCAUCUUCGGAACACGCUAGUCAUUCAUUGAUAACAGGGAAGUAUGAGGGACCCUGUGAGUAGCCAGUACAGCUCCUUUCUGUUCUGGAGGAUGCCCAUCCCAGAACUGGAUCUGUCGGAGCUAGAAGGCCUGGGCCUGUCGGAUACAUCCACCUACAAGAGCAAGGACGACAGCGUUGGCCAGAUGGGCACUCAGUCGACCGGAGCGGAGCAGAACAACCCUGGAGGUGACCCCCUCCUCGAGUACAGCACCUUCAACUUCUGGAGAGCUCCCAUUGCCAGCAUCCACUCCAUCGACUUGGACUUGCUUUAAGGCCAAAAUGUCUCUCUCCCGCCCCUUAUCCCCAUUGCCGUCCCUUUUAAGCCCCUUCCUUUCUCAGCCUUUCCCGGUUUAAUCUUGUUCUCUUCCCUCUCCUGUGCUGGUGGUGCCGAUGAAUCUGCCAAUUGAAUUGUAUGUUUGUAUGUAUGUAUGUAUUUAUUUAUCUACUUAUUUAUUUAUCUAUUUAUUUAUUUAUCUGCCUACUCCAUGUCUCUCAGAAGCCUUCUAGGCACAAAGUCAAUGGAGUACUAGAUCAUAGGAUUUCUACCCCCAACCCCAAGAAUAUUAACUAGUCCCAGAAAACCAUCCUUAUUGGGGGCACCAGAGAGAAGUACAGUUGUGCAAAAUGGGACACUGAUUUUUUUCUUUGUUACAUUUUAAUCAGCUUUACAGAUUCCUUGAUCCUCCCUAAUUUCCUGCAUGGAGCCAAUAAGCAAGUAUUUCUUCAAGAAGUAGUGAGAACCUGGGAGUUUUGAGAUGCUUUCUACAAACAGGAUUCCUAAAAGGCUAAGGCAGGAAGUUCUGUUUCUUCUUUUGGUGCAUUCUCUUCCCCAGAAAUGUGGGGGUAGUUAUGGGCACAAGAGGAAAUAAUACAUCCUGGAGAAUGGAAGUGAGGAAAUGCAUGGAAUCAUUUCAGAAAUAGUUCCUUCAGCAUUCACAACUGCUCCUAGCUGUGGGUUGGAAACUUUCAGAAAAUCAGAUUUCAGUCUUCAUGUGGGAAACCUUAGUAUUAGGAGAAUCCAUAAAAGGCAAAAGAUUUAUAUGCUCUAAAGUGAAAGCAGAGUAGUGGGAUGAUUUAUAUAAAAUUGUGAUUCAGUCAUGGAACAGGCAGAGUGUCCUUAGUAUUUCAGCUUUGCCUUUCUGUAGUUGCGGUAUGUGAUAGGAUCAGUGGUUCCUGGGCAUAGUUCUUCAGCUACUGUAAGACCGUGAAAUAAACAAUUAUAUUCAGACCCUACACCUGUCCCCAUUCCUUCCGAAGUUAUUGCUGCUGGUUUGUGCUGCCAUUUAUUCAUUUAUUUAAUAAAGACAUUCAAUCCGAA